Canis lupus familiaris (dog) is the source of this 1290-nucleotide messenger RNA. RefSeq names its product forkhead box L3 (gene FOXL3). The record is from RefSeq and is a predicted model, not a curated record. The transcript is spliced from 3 exons. Gene Ontology annotation, biological process: anatomical structure morphogenesis; cell differentiation; regulation of transcription by RNA polymerase II. Lineage: Eukaryota; Metazoa; Chordata; Mammalia; Carnivora; Canidae. The coding region runs from base 208 to 879 and encodes 223 amino acids. Gene Ontology annotation, molecular function: RNA polymerase II cis-regulatory region sequence-specific DNA binding; DNA-binding transcription factor activity, RNA polymerase II-specific.
GCUGGGAUUGGAUGCGAGACAACUGGGUGGGUGCGGGCGGGGGACCCCAGAAACCCAGGCUCCCAGCUCGGGCGUAGAGCAGCCCGCAGUGCAGACGCUGCCGGCCCGAGCCUGGGAGGACUUCAGCACAGACCUGGCGGGCUGGCGGGCGGCGCGGAGGAGGUGGCAGCGACGCGGAGGCCCCCCGCAGGCACCCGGUGCGCCAAGAUGUUUGACAGCUCGCAGUAUCCCUACAAUUGCUUCAACUACGACGCCGACGACUACCCAGCCGGCAGCUCCGACGAGGAGAAGCGGCUCACCCGGCCCGCGUACAGCUACAUCGCGCUGAUCGCCAUGGCCAUUCAGCAGAGCCCCUCGGGCAGGGUGACGCUGUCCGGCAUCUACGACUUCAUCAUGCGCAAGUUCCCCUACUACCGAGCCAACCAGCGCGCGUGGCAAAACUCCAUCCGCCACAACCUGUCCCUCAAUAGCUGCUUCGUCAAGGUGCCUCGGACCGAGGGCCACGAGAAAGGCAAGGGCAACUACUGGACGUUCGCAGGCGGCUGCGAGUCGCUGCUGGACCUCUUCGAGAACGGCAACUACCGGCGGCGCAGGCGGCGCAGGGGCCCCAAGCGGGAAGGGGCCGGGGAGGCGCGCGCGGGGGGCAACGAGGGGCCUCCGGGGUCGCAGGAGCCAGCCCCCCGCCCCCGCCAGCCCCCGGCCCCCGCCAGCCCAGCCGCUCCGGGGAAGGAGGAGCCCAGGGGCAUCAAGUUCAGCAUUGACUACAUCCUGUCCUCCCCAGACCCGUUUCCUGGGCUCAAGUGUCCCCUGGGCCUGCAGGACGGCAGGAACCCCCGGCUGGAGGCCCAGCAAAUGAACCUCCACGUUUGGACAAUAUGAGACGGGGCUGGCACCCGGGCAGCCCCGGGUCUUCCCAGGUGAUUUCAGCCCCACUUCCAGCCAGAGGCAAGGUUUUGCCACAGACUAACUUGCACAGCCUCUUGCUCCAAGCUGAAGACCCCCCGGGGGCCGGAGAGACAGGAACUCCAGUCUUCUGGCUUCCUCCUUCAGAAAAGUUCCCUUGCAAGAAGACUCACGGGGUCCUGCUCGCCUGAAGCGUUUGCUCCAGAGCUCCUGAAGAGUCCUACUCUGAGGAGUACGAAGACAGGUUCAGGGCCACCUCCAUCUGAGGAUUUGCUGCUUAGACAGCCACAGCCUGGAAGGUGCCCACGCACUGGGCAUACAGUUAGCCGGGCGGGUGGGCUUCUUCCCUGGAGCUGAAAGUGAUGCUAAUAAAAUGCAAACAGUGAA